This is a messenger RNA of Myzus persicae (green peach aphid), 2232 nucleotides long. RefSeq lists its product as uncharacterized. The record is from RefSeq and is a predicted model, not a curated record. Lineage: Eukaryota; Metazoa; Arthropoda; Insecta; Hemiptera; Aphididae. The coding region runs from base 1 to 2232 and encodes 743 amino acids. The transcript is spliced from 4 exons.
AUGUGUACUAACAUACGUAGUGUAAAUGCAAAUUUUGAUGAACUACUGUUAUAUUUAGAAAAUGACAUUAAUUAUAAAAAAAUAGACAUUCUCAUAUUAACUGAAACAUGGCAUAGUGUGGAGAACUGCGUGUUUACAAUACCUGGUUAUAAUACAUACUAUUCAUCCACUAAACGAAACCAAAAUGAUGGAGUAAUAGUAUUCGUGAAAUGUGAUUUACCGGUAAUUUUAUAUGAAUUUGGUUCUGUUGAUAGCAACAUCUUAAAAUUGUCACUAUGUAUUAAUAAUACGCCUUUGGUAUUUUACUGCGUUUACCGAUCGCCUGCUAGCAACACUAAUGAUUUUAUCGUAAACUUACGAAAUAUAUUUGAUAAAGAAAAUACAGAUAAGGGCUAUAACUUCUUAAUUGGAGAUAUGAACAUAAAUAUUAUAGAGAAUAUAAAUAAUGAUUAUCUUGACAUGUUAGCCGAACACGGUUAUAAGUCAUAUAUAAACAUAUAUACUAGAUUACCUCUAAAAGGAAAUUACUCGUGUUUAGAUCAUAUUUUUAUUAAAACUCAACAAUCUAAUUUAAAUCUAAUUGAAGCAGGUGUUAUACAAUCACAUAUCACUGACCAUUUCUCUAUUUUUGCAGCAGUACCAAUUUCUAAUCAUGUUAGUUCUGAUAAUACACUUAUUAAAAAGAGUGUCAACUACGACCUCUUAUGCAGUUUAUUAAGUAAAGAAAAUUGGUCUGUUUUGAAUAGUACAUUAAAUAUUAACGAACAAAUUGAUAUAUUUUAUGCAAAGCUAUUAAAGCAUAUUGAAAACUCUAGCUACGAAAUUAAGCUUAAUUCUAAAAAUAAAUUCAUUAAAGAAUGGAUGACAAAGGGACUGUUAAUUUCGGCUCGUCGUAAAAAUGAUAUUUCUAAACUGGUUAAAAAACAUCCUAAUAAUGUUAACUUACGUGCUUAUUUCAUUAAAUAUCUUAACCCACAAAAAGAUCCAGCAAAUAUAGCAAAUAUUUUUAAUUCUUUCUUCAUAAGCGUUGGUAAAGACCUAGCUGUAAAAUUCAGUAACAGUUUGCUUAAUUACGAUGUUGAAGUACCAAGUUGUUCUUUUAAUCAGCUCUUUCUUAAAAAGAUUGAAAAAACCGAGGUCCAAAAUAUCAUAAACAAUUUCAAAGACAGAACGGCAGCUGGUUUUGACAACAUUUCAGUUAAACUUUUAAAGCACAUAGUUCCGUAUAUUGUAGACCCUCUUAUCUAUAUACUAAAUAUAUGCCUCGAAAAGGGUGUAUUUCCAGAAAAAUUUAAACUCGCAAUCGUCAAACCACUUUAUAAAACAGGUGAUAAAAAAAAUGUGACCAACUAUAGACCGAUUUCCAUGCUUUGCAAUUUCUCAAAAAUUUUCGAAAAAAUAAUUAAAGCUAGACUUAUAACCUUUUUAGAAGCGAAUGAAUUAUUAUCUAAAAAUCAAUUUGGUUUUCGACCUGGUAGAAGUACAACUGGAGCGCUCUACGAGACGUCCAAAUUUUUAUAUAAUGAAUUAGACAAUAACAAAAAAGUAAUUGCUGUCUUCUUAGAUCUCGCGAAAGCAUUUGACACGGUUAGUCACGAGGAACUUAUUAAAAUGUUGCCUUGUUUUGGAAUAUCAAAUGAAAGUCUUAUGUGGUUCAAAAGUUAUCUAAAAAACCGUAAACAAGUUGUUUCGAUAAAUGGCGUUCAUAGCGCUGAGGGUGAAAUCGAUUACGGUGUACCGCAAGGCAGUGUUUUAGGACCCCUUUUAUUCAUUUUGUAUAUAAAUAACAUCUGUAACCUACGUAUUGACGGUCAAGUUGUAACCUAUGCUGAUGAUACCUGUUUACUUUUUUCUGGAAACUCUUGGGAUGACGUUCAUCAAAAAACGACUGUUGGAGUAAAUACUGUUUUUAAAGAACUAAAUAAUAAUAAGUUGACUUUGAAUAUAAUAUGGGGUGGGUGUUCUGAUAAUGCUAUAAAACCACUGGUGAUUCAACAAAAUCAUGCAGUAAGAUUGUGUCUAGGGAAAAAGGAGCUCUAUGGCUCGACUUCCUUAAACUAUAAAGAAAUGAGAGUCCUACCGGUCCGUUAUUUAUAUAAGCAGUUCUCCAUUCUAUUUAAAGCCGGUAAAAUUACUAUUAAAAACGUCAAUAAACGGGAGCACAGGGCUUACGAUUUGCAUACUUUAUUUGUUAACAAACAACUCAUUUACCUCGCCACAAGCUAUGCUUAA